AUGUUCUGUAACAGUAAUCCCGAUAAAGGAAGAUUAGACAAUAUCAGAAAAUCAACAAAAAUAGAAAAAAAUAUUAUGAUGAAGGCCAAUGUGUUUAAGACAGUUAUAAGAACGAGUACCAUAAGAAAUUUGCUAUUUUUUAUUAUAUUAUCUACGUUGAUAUGUUGUUGGUGUAUGACACAUGUUACCGAAAACGUCACUGCUGCAAAGAAUCUUAAUCAUUUUAGAAAAUCGCGAAGCCUAUCGGAUUAUUUGCAGGAAAUACGACUACUUCUUGAGCCGAAAAUAGCACCGUGCAAAGAUAAUAUGCCACUUCUGGUGAUGGUAACCUCUGCGCCUUCUCACACGGAGCAGAGGUAUGCGAUCAGAAAUACAUGGGCUACUCGAGUGCCUACUUUGUUUAUAUUGGGCUUAAGUGGUGAGGAGUUGCAGCACCUGAAUGACAGACACGAAGAUGAUUUAAUUGUGUACGAAUUCAAAGACCAUUACCAGAAUCUCACGAUAAAGGUGGCGCUCAUGCUGAAGUGGGCAUCUGAGGAAUGCUCAUCAGUUAAUUAUAUACUUAAAACCGAUGAUGAUAUGCUAUUAAACCCUUGGCAGUUGGAAACAAUUGUGCACGACACCCCAGACGCUGAUCUCAUUGGUUAUAAAAUGGUGAAUGCAGAGCUGGAUCGUCGUGAGAGCAGUAAGUGGCAUAUGCCAAGCUGGUUGUACCCUGAGGAGUUUGUGCCGGAAUAUCUCUCUGGAAAUGGGUAUAUGAUUAAUGGAAAACACCUCAAACCAAUGUUUUUGGCGGCGUAUGAAGUCCCACUAAUUAACAUUGAAGAUAUUUACAUUACAUAUUUAGUGGCAAGACGUAAACUUGGGUUAAAAUUGACCCACGAACCAAGAUUGAGUGUAUACAGGCCUUGGCUACCCCUAGUAAGCUCUUAUUGGGAAUUGGCAUCAGUUCACGGCUUCACACCACCAGAACUUUUGGCAUGGUGGUCAGAGCUCUUAGAUAUGAGCAAAAAUGUCAAAUGA
Pieris macdunnoughi is the source of this 1023-nucleotide messenger RNA. NCBI's taxonomy places the organism in Eukaryota, Metazoa, Arthropoda, Insecta, Lepidoptera, Pieridae. The record is from the annotation of a GenBank genome assembly.